UCAAAGCAUUGCCUUCCAUGGUUUCUGCCCUGCUCCAGACUCUAUCAUCUUACAUCGUGAAGAUUUGCAAAGGAAUGUUUACAAAGAAAUUGGCGAAUCCCACAAAGAAGAAAGAGAGUAGCGACAAUAAAGAGCCCAAAUUGACCACCACUGAUUUGCGUGACCAAGGUAACCUGACGCCGACACUCUCCACCACUCUGAAAACCACAGUGAAAAAAAUCAGCAAAUGCUCUUCGGCGCGUAACAUCUCUCUUGAAUUAGACGACGGAAAAAACGACUGCUCCUCUCUCUCACCGACUUUCAGUUACCGUGUAGCGAUAGCGAACGGACUCCCUAAAAACACUCUUCUGCUGAACAAUAAUGAGAGUAUCUUCCAGGAGAUCCUCUCCAUCAAUAGCGAAUACUCUGACUCCCUGAGCGAGGCCAAACCUGUGCGUAGAUUCGAUGAGCAGAAAUCUCACACCAUGCCAGUGAGACGGAACAGGAAGAGCCUCAUUAGUCUGGCGCCCUCCGAUGGCAGCUCAGAGGGUGAGAGGGUGGAGCGCUCAAGUCUGCACACUCUCCGACUUGGAGCGCUACGCAAGCUGAGGAAAUGGAAAAAGAGUCAGGAGUGCGUGUCUUCGGACUCUGAGGUGAGCAACUGGAGGAAGACCCUGGGUAUCCGGAGCAAGUCCCUGGACCGGGCUGGGCGGCAGCAGAAGUCGACCUCUGCCUUAGAAGCCGGCUCCAGCUCCACAGGCUGCAUCAACCAAACCCAGGAUGUGAUGGAAAUGAUCUUUAAGGAGCUGCAGGGCAUCAGCCAGAUUGAGACAGAGCUUUCAGAGCUCAGGGGACACGUCAAUGCCCUGAAGAACUCCAUCGACGAGAUCUCCUCCAGUGUGGAGGUGGUGCAGACCGAGAUCGAACAACUGCGUACUGGCUUUGUCCAGUCCCGGAGAGAGACGCGAGACAUCCACGACUACAUCAAGCAGGUCAGCCACCAGGCCAACAAGGCCAGUCUGAGGUUCAUAAACGUCCCUGAGGAGAAGCUGGAGAAAACUGAGAGUCUCAUCUAUCACAUUCUAAAGGACAAAAUGGGAUUUGCUGAAGCACAUAAAACACUUAAAAUAGAGCUAGCCCAUCGGUUAGGGCAACAAAGAGAAUGUUCCAAUGCAAAACCUAGGCCUAUUAUUGUAAUAUUCUCAACCCCCUCAGAUAGAGAUUUAGUUUUGAAAAAAUGCUACAAACUGAAGGGGACUGGUAUAUCUGUAUCCACUGAUAGCUUAACGACUCAUGAUGUGAAGGAAAAGAAAGAUAAAGGAGAAAUGUCCUCUUCUCAAACCUACGAGAGCAUGGACAUUAAGGUCUCAGCCAAGGACAAAGCUGAGAGUGAUGACUGGGACUCUAUGGACAGUGACAAGGAGCUAGACGAACUAAACAGGAACAAAUAUGCAAUGGUGGUGUCUAAGCCUGUUCACAAACAUAAAGCAGAUAAAAAGAGGCACGGUCACCAUGAGCACGGUAGCCGGUCUGCGGAUGAGGCAGGCUACUCUGCCUCAGUUCACUACGCUGAUGACUCCUAUGAUGAGUCUGACAAAGCCUCCAAGCCCUACUAUGGGGACCUCACCCCCGGCUGGCUUUCUCAGAGCGACUACUCCACACCCAAGCUCAGCCGCUCCGAGUCUGACUGCUCCAAGCUCUGCCAGUCCUACUCUGAAGACUUCUCAGAGAGCCAGUACUUCAGCCGGCCCAAUGGCAGCUCUCUACUAUCCUUCUCAGACCAGGAGCUGUGGCAGAGGAAGCAGGAGGACAUGGCAUCAUCGUGGUACGCCAGCCAGACCCUCAGCCAGGAGAACCCUCCGUACACCGAACCCAACGAGGCCGAGACCACAGAGACCAUCGACAGUGGGGUGAGCAAUGGGCUGGUCUGCAUGUCUGGGGAUAGGAGCCAUUACAGCGGCUCACAGCUGUCUCUGCAGGGAGACCUCUCCCCAUGGAAGGACUGGCCUCACCUGGAGCAGGGAGCAGACUCCGGGCUGGACGCUUCCACAGAGCAGAACCUGGUGUCUGAGGUCAGCAGCCCCUUUGACCCAGCUGCCAUCCCUGGCUUCCCUGAGAACAUCACCAAGUGUCAGGAGGUGGACCUGGCAUUUGAAGGGGAGGAGACUUUCAUGUUGGAUAUGGUGGAAAGCACCCUGUUGGACACCGCCUCCCUGGAGAUCACCAAACAGGAGAGUGCCCGGCUGGGUAGUGCUCCCCCCACUACUCUUUAUACAGCCCCUAUCAUAGCGAAAGAAACUGUUGUAACACCACCUGUCCAUAAGCCUAAAGCUAAAGAGACUGCUAAAACACUUCCUAAAGAAACUUCUAAAGCAGCUCCUAAAGCUAAAACACCUCCUAAAGAGUUAGCUAAAACUGUUCCUAAAGAGGUUGCUAAAGCUAUUCCUAAAGAGGUUGCUAAAACUAUUCCUAAAGAGGUUGCCAAAACAACUAAAGAGGUUACUAAAACUAUUCCUAAAGAGGUUGCUAAACCUAUUCUUAAAGAGGUUGCUAAAACUAUUCCUAAAGAAGUUUCUAACACUCUUUAUAAAGUGACUUCUAAACCGGCAAAAGAGGUUGCUAAAUCAAUUGCUGAAGAGGCUGCUAAAACUAUUAAACUAAGAGAAACAGCCAAAAUGGUUCCUAAAGAGAAUGUUAAAACACCUCCUAAAGAAAUUGUUAAAGCUAUUCAUACAGAGGCUCCUAAAACACCUCUGAAAGACACUCCCAAAACAAGUCCAAAAGACACUCCCAAAACAAGUCCAAAAGACACUCCCAAAACAAGUCCAAAAGACACUCCUAAAACAAGUCCAAAAGAGAUUGUGAAAAUACUUCCCAAAGACACUCCUAAAACAAGUCCAAAAGAGACUGUGAAAACACCUCCCAAAGACACUUAUAAAACUUGUCCAAAAGAGACACCUAAAAUGGUUCCUAAAGGGGCAUCUAACACACUUCCUAAAAUGGCAGCUAAAGAAGCCCCUGAACUAUCCACCCAAACAUUCCCUGAGCUUGAUGUCAAACACAGCUUCCAACCCAGCCAGACCAAGUCAUCCACCAUGUACCGUAGCCAGAGCGAGAUCCGGUCCGAGAAUGUUGUAGAGGAGGUGCCCAAGUCCUGGAGCAGCCGUCUCAGUAUCGACCUCACCGACAAAGCUCCGUCCUUUAGCUUUGGGUUCGGCUCUACCCUGAAGAAGGCAAAAUCAGCCCUGGAGGUGGUGUGGAAGUCAGGCCCUCCACCUAGUGCCGCUCCCCCGGAGCCACCCCCAGACACAGGAUCCUUCAUGGGCCGCUUCCGCACACUGUCCACAUCCACGGCCAACGACUCCAGCACCACCAUUGACUCAGACGUCUACACAGAUUCCUUAGUCUACAAGGCUGAAGAUGAAGAUGAGGCUGCCGCUGGUGACCAGCUGGAGGACAACGAGACCGCCUAUGUCGGGGUGAUGGAGCAGGUCCUGGCAAACCUGGAGAACCGGUCCAACGCCAACGACACAGAAGAGACAGAGGAGUUUGAGGAGCCCAUACUGGAUUAUGAUCCUGAUGCCUCUCAGGAUUAUGUCUCUGAAGACUAUGAGGCUACCACCCAGGAUUACGAGGACUCUGAUGAAGUUGAGGCCACCCAGGAGGCUGCAGUCGUUCUGGAGUAUGACUGUAGUCUGGACGAGCAGUACGACGAGGAGUACAGUGAGGAUUACGUUGAUGAUGUCAUGACGGGGGACACGGCAGAGGACACAGCAGAGUAUGAGGCCAUGGUGGAGUAUGUCGAGGUGGAGGAGCCUGACGAGGAGGAAGAAGAGGAGGAGGAGGAGGAAGAGGAGUUAAUGGAGGACAUGGAAGAGGGGGAUGAGAUGGAGGAGACCUCCGAAGCGUCUGCGUCGGAGAGGACGGAAAACCUAGAGGAUGAGAACAAAAACAUUCCGGAGAAGGAGGAGAUGCCUGCAGAGGCUCCGCCCAAAAAGCGCAUCCGUCCUACGUUUAAGGAGGCUGCGCUGAGGGCCUACAGGAAGCAGAUGGAUGAGCUUCAGCAGCAGAUCCUGGCUGGAGAAAAACCUCCACCACACAACAAGCCUCUCAAUGUGCUGGAUCCCAAAGUACUGGGCCUACAGGCUGUCGGAGGAGCUGGCUGCAUUCUUUAUGGCAUUGACAGCAUGCCAGAUUUACGCCGCAAGAGGACCUUACCUAUUGUCCGAGACCUGGCUAUGACUCUCGCUGCUCGAAAGGCAGGCAUCUCGUUCGCCCUGGUGACUAGAUCGACCCUGAACAACGAGGACCUGAAACUGCAUGUGUUUAGGAAGACGUUGCAGGCGUUGAUCUAUCCCAUCUCGUCUACGACGCCUCAUAACUUUGAGGUGUGGACGGCCACCGCCCCAACCUACUGCCACGAGUGUGAGGGCCUGCUGUGGGGCAUCGCCAGGCAGGGUAUGCGCUGCUCUGAGUGUGGUGUCAAAUGCCACGAGAAGUGUCAGGAUCUACUGAACGCCGACUGUCUACAGAGGGCGGUGGAGAAGAGUUCUAAGCAUGGCGCUGAGGACAAGACCCUGAACAUCAUCAUGGCCAUGAAGGAGAGGAUGAAGAUCAGGGAGAAGAACCGGCCUGAGGUGUUUGAGGUCAUCCAGGAGAUGUUUGGGAUCUCUAAAGAGGACUUCACUGGACACCUGAAGACCGCCAAGCAAGCAGUGCUGGAGGGAACCUCCAAGUGGUCCGCCAAGAUCAACAUCACAGUGAUGUGUGCCCAGGGUCUGCAGGCCAAGGAUAAGACAGGUUCCAGUGACCCCUAUGUGACUGUCCAGGUAGGGAAGACCAAACGGCGUACCAAGACCAUCUUUGGGAACCUCAACCCUGUCUGGGACGAGAAGUUCUUCUUUGAGUGUCACAACGCUACAGACCGGAUCAAGGUGCGUGUGUGGGAUGAGGAUGAUGACAUCAAGUCUCGCAUGAAACAACACUUCAAACGAGAGUCGGACGACUUCCUGGGUCAGACCAUCAUCGAGGUCCGCAUGCUCAGCGGGGAGAUGGAUGUGUGGUACAACCUGGAUAAGAGAACUGAUAAGUCGAUGGUGUCGGGAGCCAUCAGAUUGAAGCUCAACGUGGAGAUGAAGGGAGAGGAGAAAGUAGCUCCGCCCCACGGCCAGUACACCUGUUUACACGAGAACCUGUUCCACCACCUGACGGAGGUAAAGAACAGUGGAGCGGUGAAGAUCCCAGAGGUGAAAGGAGAGGAGGCGUGGAAGGUCUACUAUGACGACGUGUCCCAGGAGAUAGUGGACGAGUUUGCCAUGAGAUACGGAGUAGAGUCCAUCUACCAGGCCAUGACGCAUUUCUCCUGUCUGUCCUCUAAGUACAUGUGUCCGGGGGUCCCAGCGGUGAUGAGUAACCUGCUAGCCAACAUCAACGCCUACUUUGCCCACACCACCACCGUCUCAACCAACAUCUCUGCCUCCGACCGCUUCGCUGCAUCCAACUUUGGGAGAGAGAAAUUUGUCAAACUUCUAGAUCAGCUGCACAACUCUCUGAGGAUUGAUCUGUCCAAGUACCGGGAUAAUUUCCCAGCUGGUAACCCAGAGCGUCUCCAGGACCUGAAGUCUACUGUGGACCUUCUCACCAGCAUCACCUUCUUCAGGAUGAAGGUACAGGAGCUACAGAGUCCUCCCAGAGCCAGUAUGGUGGUGAAGGACUGUGUCAGAGCCUGUCUGGACUCAACAUACAAAUACAUCUUUGACAACUGUCAUGAACUCUACAACCAGCUACUAGACCAGGCCCGUAAGCAGAAUCUUCCCCGGGAGGAGCAGGGUCCGUCUAUAAAGAACCUGGACUUCUGGCCGAAGCUUAUCACUCUCAUGGUGUCUGUGAUCGACGAGGACCGCACCGCCUACACUCCUGUCAUCAACCAAUUUCCCCAAGAGCUGAAUAUGGGGAAGGUCAGCGCUGAGUUCAUAUGGAACCUGUUUGCCCUGGACAUGAAAUACGCCAUGGAAGAGCACGAUAAGCACCGUCUAUGUAAGAGCACAGAGUACAUGAACCUUCACUUUAAAGUCAAGUGGUUCCACAACGAAUACGUCCGUGAACUGGCUGCCUUCAAGGACACACCCCCUGAGUAUUCUCUGUGGUUCGAGCCGUUUGUCAUUCAGUGGCUGUCUGAGAAUGAGGAUGUUGCCAUGGACUUCCUACACGGAGCUCUGGGGAGCGACAAGAAGCUUGGUUUCCAGCCAACGUCGGAACAUGUCCUGUUCUCCUGUUCGGUGGUGGAUGUGUUCACUCAGCUCAACCAGAGUUUUGAGAUCAUUAAGAAGCUGGAGUGCCCCAACCCACAGGCCCUGGCUCACUUCAUGUGCCGCUUUGCUAAGACCAUCAACAAGGUUCUGUUGCAGUAUGCUGCAAUCAUCACCAAGGAUUUUGGCUUGUAUCUGAACCAGGAGAAAGUGCCCUGCAUCCUCAUCAAUAACAUCCAGCAGCUCAGAGUUCAGCUGGAGAAGAUGUUUGAGUCCAUGGGAGGCAAACAGCUGGAUGCUGAGGCCAGUGAACUACUGAAGGAACUGCAGAACAAACUCAACACCGUGCUGGAUGAGCUCAGUGCAGUCUUUGGCUCCAGUUUCAAACCGGUGAUUGAGGACUGUGUAAAGCAGAUGAACCAGGAAUUAGUCCAGAUGAAGGGGAGUGCUGCAGGGAAGAGCAACGCUGCCAUGGAUGCUGAGACUGUCCUCAGACCACUCAUGGACCUCCUGGAUAAAAAUUUGAUUUUAUUUGCAAAGAUCUGUGAGAAGACGGUGUUGAAACGAGUCCUGAAGGAACUGUGGAAGAUCGUCAUCAUCACCAUUGAGAGAACGAUAGUCUUACCACCUCUCAAUGACCAGAAUCAAGGAGCCCAGAUGAUUUUCAGUGCUGCCAAGGACCUGGGACAGCUAUCCAAACUCAAGGACCAUGUGAUCAGAGAGGAAGCCCGUAGCCUGACACCAAGACAGUGUGCAGCCAUGGACCUUGUCCUUCCCACCAUCAAGCAAUAUUUCCACGCCGGAGGAAACGGUCUGAAGAAGACGUUCCUUGAGAAGAGCCCUGACCUCAAGUCCCUCAAAUACGCUCUGAGCCUUUACACACAGCCUACUGAUGCCUUGAUCAAGAAGUAUAUAUGCACCCAAACCUCUCAAGGUCAGUCUACCGACAGCUCCGUGGGGGAGGUGUCCAUGCAGGUGGAUCUCAUCUCUCACCCUGGCACUGGAGAGCACAAAGUCAACGUGAAGGUGGUGGGGGUCAACAACCUAAGCUGGCAGACCAAUGCCAUGUUCCGACCGUUCGUGGAGGUGAAUGCGGUUGGGCCGCACCUCGCCGACAAGAAACGCAAGUUCACCACCAAGACCAAGAACAACAAUUGGUCACCAAAGUACAACGAAACAUUCCAAUAUGUUCUGAGCAAUGAGUACGGUCCAGAGUGCUACGAGCUGCAUGUCUCAGUGAAGGACUACUGCUUCGCCAGAGAGGACCGUAUCAUCGGCAUGGCGGUCCUCCAGCUCAGAGACUUGGCCGACCAGGGGAGCUGCUGUGCCUGCUACCCCCUGGUGAAGAGCAUCUCCAUGGACGACACCGGACUCACCAUCAUGAGGAUACUCUCUCAAAGGACCAACGACGAAGUGGCCAAAGAGUUUUGUCGUCUCAAGACCGACGUACGCUCUUCAGAGGAGGUGGCCUCCUAGUAUGGAGAUGUGAGGGAAGAAGGGAUGGAAUGAAUGGAUGAUUGCAUGGAAGGGAAGAGAGGAGGGGAAGAGUGGGAGGGAGGCACAGGGAAGGAAGGAAGGAAGGCAGUUGAGGAGUUGUGUUGUCUGUUUUUGUGCAUGUGCGUAAAACAUCUGUUGGAAUGUUCAUUUUAAACUACAGUAUGUACCAGUGUUUACUUACCGUAUGCUCAAUAUUAAGUACUAUAUUCUACGAGUUAUGUUAACGAGACAUGAAAUACCUUUUUGUAAAACAUUUAGUUUUGUUCCAAUAAAGUGCCAAACCAGAGGAAAAAUAGUACAACAACAAAACAAACAACAAAAGAUAAUAGUUAUUAAUUAUGGUGAGACUUAAUGUUUGAUGAAAAAUUUGCUUGAUUAUUUGGUUCAGUGUAAAAUCAUUCUCUCAAAAAAACGGUGGCGUUUUAAUCGUUAAAAAUCGUUCAUUUGCACCCUCGUUUUGUUACUCGUCCCCUCACACAGCACUUGUUGUGCAUGUCCCGUUUACAACCAUGUCUCUUCCAUCAUCUCACAGUGACCACAGGGUCGGGGUCCAUGUACCCUGGCCCUAAAACUCUUUGUAUUUAAGCCGAAACCUGAAAAGAGACCAUUUUUUUAACGGCGAUGACUGCUAUGUAAACCUUCAUAGGUGUUUGUAAUUUUAUAACCAUGACAACAACGAAAAGCCUCCAGUGCUGUCAGUCUACACAGAAAGGGUGGAUCCUAUUUUCUCUUUUCCUUUUAGCCUGUAAUCUUUCCGUUCGGCCAUCGGCUUCCAGCCUUUCUGUACGACCACUGUGAACACGAGCUUUGGAAGGCAAGCCUAGAUAACAUUGCUGACGGUUUGAUAUUGUUGUUUCAUAUUUAUUAAAAUAACUUUGUUCCUGAGAAACUGCCAAAGUUAUAUAAAAAUGUUUGUAAGAAGCAAUCCAUUACAUGUAUGAAAAAUAUAUAUGUACAUGUGAACUAUUUACUUUUACAAUGCUAAAUAUCUGAUUGUUGAUGGGCGGUUCUAGAACUAUUGUUUUGAGUUUGUGUGAAGUUACUUUACACAUGAGUUGAAUUCAGCUUCUGCCAUUUGGUUUAUUUUUCUUCAUAAAGGAAAGAGUCUAACAUUGGGUAAAUAUGCAACAUUCCUAUGUAUUGCACUGAUGGCGAAUUGUAUGUCAUGUAAAUAUAUUUAGUGAGAAAUUGUACAAAACAACCGUCUCCUUUAUUUCCAACACAUUGUUCAAAGUGCUUUGUUGUUGUUUAGUAAUCUGAUACAUUCAUUCAGUGAUAUAAUCCUAUAUGCUGUAGCCUCUAUAUACAGUAUCUAUUGCCAGAAGAAAUUUCACGUCUCAAAUGGAAUGACAGAGUAAUGUACCGUAUGGCCCACAGAGAUCCUAUAAAUCACUAGAGUUCUAUUUCAUUCUAUUGUAUGAACCUUCCCACAUAAAGAUGCAAUCUGUAACUUCAUUGUCCCCUGUGGCCCUGGGCUCAAAUGAAACCCACCCAGUAAUCAA
Molecule: messenger RNA, 9226 nt
Organism: Oncorhynchus tshawytscha (Chinook salmon)
Lineage: Eukaryota; Metazoa; Chordata; Actinopteri; Salmoniformes; Salmonidae
Product: protein unc-13 homolog C-like
Exons: 32
Coding region: 18-7703 (2561 amino acids)
Biological process (GO): presynaptic dense core vesicle exocytosis; synaptic vesicle priming; dense core granule priming
Cellular component (GO): synaptic vesicle membrane; neuromuscular junction; terminal bouton
Molecular function (GO): diacylglycerol binding; syntaxin-1 binding; phospholipid binding
Source: RefSeq, a predicted model, not a curated record